Molecule: messenger RNA, 1467 nt
Organism: Prunus armeniaca (apricot)
Lineage: Eukaryota; Viridiplantae; Streptophyta; Magnoliopsida; Rosales; Rosaceae
Source: the annotation of a GenBank genome assembly
AUGCGGACCGAAGUUGACAAGCUCAAAACCAUCGGCUUUAUCAGGGAAGCCACGUACCCUGUCUGGCUUGCCAACUCAGUCAUGGUUCGGAAGACCAGGGGAGGAUGGCGGAUGUGUCAGGACUAUACCGACCUAAAUAAGGCCUGUCUGAAGGACAGCUUCCCAUUGCCGAGGAUAGACCAGCUCGUUGACACAACCGCUGGACACGAGCUGCUCAGCUUCAUGGACGCCUAUUCAGGGUACAACCAGAUCUUCAUGGACCCUGCCGAUAGCGAGCAUACGACAUUCAUCACCAACCGCGGGUUGUACUGUUACAAUUUCAUGCCUUUCGGCUUGAAGAACGCGGGGGCAACGUAUCAACGGCUCGUCAACCGGAUUUUUGCUAAGCACAUCGGCGGCAUUAUGGAAGUAUAUGUCGACGACAUGCUGGUAAAAAGCCGAAUGGCAGGGGGGCAUCUGGAAAACCUAGCCCCUCAUGUUCGGUAUACUAAAGGACUACCGAAUGAGGUUGAACCCAACGAAGUGCGCCUUGGGUGUAUCUUCGGCCAAAGAGGAAUCGAGGCCAAUCCCGAGAAAAUCAAAGCCAUAAUCGACAUCAAGACGCCGAAGAUGCAGAAGGACAUUCAAAGCCUUACCGGACGUGUCGCUGCCCUGACGCGCUUCAUCUCCAAGGCUACCGAUAAAUGUGUACCGUUCUUCAAAGCCUUGAAAGGGGGAAAACAUCAUAUCGCAUGGACUCCCGAAUGCAACCAGGCAUUUCAAGACUUAAGGAACUACAUGAGCAGGGCACCAUUAUUGUCAAAACCGCUUCCUGAGGAAGUUCUCCUCCUCUACCUUUCGGUAUCAAGCACUGUCGUUAGCUCGGUAUUGAUACGAAGGCCGGAGAAGGCAGAGCUACCAAUUUUUUAUGUCUGCAAGGCUCUUCAAAGCGUGGAACUUCGGUACCCACCCUUGGAGCAGCUGGCACUUGCCCUUGUACUUCAGAAGCCAGAAACGUCCGGCAGGUUGGUCAAAUGGGCGAUCGAGCUCGGAGAAUUUGACAUACAUUUCAAGCCAAGGCCUGUAAAGAAGGGUCAAGUCGUCGCCGACUUCAUCUCCGAGCUCACACCUGCACUGUCGGAAGCACCCUCUCCGAACGCUCUUAUUACAGAACCAGGAAACAUGGAUGCCAAUCGCUUUCAUCCUUCCGUACCUCUAUGGAUCCUGCAUGUUGACAGCUCGGCAAAUCAACAAGGCUGUGGAGCUGGCUUGGUGUUAACUACUCUAGACGGAUGCAAAGUCGAAUAUGCCCUCCGAUUCAACUUCAGAACAUUUAACAACGAGGCGGAGUAUGAGGCUCUCUUGGCCGGCCUUCGGCUAGCCAAGAGCAUGAGCGCAAAACAAAUCAGCAUUCACAGUGACUCCCAGCUCAGAGUGAAUCAAAUAAAGGCAGACUUCGCAGCAAAGGAUGCCUCCAUGUCCGCCUAA